Messenger RNA from Olea europaea var. sylvestris, 1320 nucleotides. RefSeq names its product binding partner of ACD11 1-like. NCBI's taxonomy places the organism in Eukaryota, Viridiplantae, Streptophyta, Magnoliopsida, Lamiales, Oleaceae. The record is from RefSeq and is a predicted model, not a curated record. The transcript has 8 exons. Gene Ontology annotation, molecular function: RNA binding. The coding region runs from base 165 to 968 and encodes 267 amino acids.
UCCGAAAUUUUAGUAUAAAGCAAAAGUGAUUUUUAUUCCAAAUCCUAAACGUUCUUCACCUCUCUCAGAUUCUUUCUCCUUAAUCUUCUGCAAAAUUUUAUAUACACCAUUACACGCAUAUAGAAUAAUAGAAGUAAGGGGGAGCGAAAAUUGAAUUCGUAGCAAUGCAGACAAGAACCAUAGAAGUUCUGCGCGUAUCAGAUCUAGCAAGUGAGAGGGAAAUCCACGAGUUUUUCUCUUUUUCUGGUGAAAUUGAAAACCUUGAGAUCCACAGAGAGCCUGGGCAGUCAAAGACUGCAUUUGUGACUUUUAAAGAUCCAAAGGCCCUCGAAAUUGCUCUGUUGUUGUCGGGAGCAACUAUUGUGGACCAGAUUGUUACUAUAGUACCUGCAGAAAAGUACGUACCACAACCUGUGGAUCAGGAAGUAAGGGUUGUUGACAAUGCCUCGAGCAUGUCUCAGGAAAAUAAUUCUCCAGUACCUGAGGGCAAAAUGAGUCCAACUAAUGGUAGCGUAUAUGUUAGUAAAGCUCAAGAUGUUGUCUCGAAUAUGAUUGCAAAAGGUCUAGCUAUCAGACAAGAUGCCAUGAAUAAGGCCAAAGCAUUUGAUGAGAAGCAUCAGCUGACAGCCAAUGCAUCUGCCCGAGUGAAUUCAUUUGACCGUAGAGUUGGGCUGACAGAAAAACUCACUGUUGGAAUUACAGUGGUAAAUGAGAAAGUUAAAUCUGUGGAUCAAAGAUUUCAAGUGUCUGAUAAAACUGUAGCAGCUCUAAUGGCAGCGGAGAGGAAAUUAAAUGACACUGGAUCAGCUGUCAAAUCGAGCAGGUAUGUGACUUCUGGGGCAGCCUGGCUGAAUGGUGCUUUUAGUAAAGUAGCAAAGGCUGGACAAGUAGCUGGUACGAAAACUAAAGAGAAGUGGAAUUUGGCAUUAGCUAAUUUGACUACAAAGGAUCGUCCUAUAGCUGCAUAAAACAGACGCUUGAAGCCACAUAGGAAUGCUUGCUCUUAGUCCAACGGUCUGUUUGAGAAUGAUGUAUCAUCGAUUGGACAACUUAGUAACGGUUCCAUCAAUAUACCUGCUAAAUUGAUUGUAUUCUAUCUACGAUUCAUUUUAUUAUUUUUACUUGUUUGAUUUUGCUUUCCAAGAACAGUCUUGUGUGUCUUGCUUCUCUGUAACUUGUCAGGGUGUGCGAUGCUUUGUAAUAGAGGAAAAUGAAUUUUUAUUGGCAUUGCAUUAAUCUUGCUGCAGUCCAACACUCAAAAUUGUGUAGUUAUGGGGAAAUUAUUGGUCCAAAAACAUUAUAUUCCUUUGUUUCCGUCAA